Molecule: messenger RNA, 2330 nt
Organism: Grus americana (Whooping crane)
Lineage: Eukaryota; Metazoa; Chordata; Aves; Gruiformes; Gruidae
Product: complement receptor type 2-like
Exons: 8
Coding region: 123-1481 (452 amino acids)
Source: RefSeq, a predicted model, not a curated record
UGCUCCUCUGGCCUGUCCCCAACUUCCCACAGUCGCUUCCCCUUCCCCGGUGUGCGGCGGCAGGUUCUCAGCAGGCAGCGGCUCUCGCCUUCCCACGGCGCGGGGCCGGCAGCUCCCGCACCAUGCCAGGGUUUCUGUCCUGGCCGGGGCAGCUGCUGGCGGUGGCCGUGCUCGUGCUGCGGCCGGCCGGGAGUCUCGGGGUUCAGUGUCCCAUCCCAAGUAUCACACACGGCCAGCUGAAACCUGCACAGAACUUCACCUACGGCAGCACAGCCACCCUCGAGUGCGAUGCUGGCUACAUCCCCGUGGGUGCCAUCACCACCGUGCGGUGCCUGGGCAGCGGCAGAUGGCACCCGCGGGUGCCCGCCUGCACCCUAGGUCACUGUCCCUACCCUCCUGCCAUCGACCACGCAGACCGAAACCCUCAGCGCGAAUUCCCAGUUGGGACGACCGUGACCUACGUCUGCAGAUCCGGAUACGCUUUGCUCCCCGACGUCUCUCCAAUAACUACUUGCCUUAAAAAUUUCACGUGGUCCUCAGUCCCAAAGCUUUGUCAGAAGAUGCAGUGUCCCAGCCCGACCAUCCCCCACGGGAGAGAGACCAGCCCCAGGAAAGCCGAAUACAGCUUUGGGCACCAGGUGGAAUUUCAGUGUGACCCCGGCUAUGUGCUGAGGGGCAGCCAGAGGAUCCAGUGCUGGUCUGACGGGACCUGGAGACCCCCCGUGCCGUACUGCGACAAGGUCUGUGCCCCCCCUCCAAAAAUCGCCAACGGGCAGCACUCUGGCUUGAGAACGGAGCAGUUCUCCUAUGGCUUAGAAAUAAAGUACAGCUGUGCGGAGGGUCUGUCCCUCAUCGGGGACGACUCCAUCUACUGCACCUCUGACGACGGGGUGAACCUGGCAUGGAGCGGCCCUGCCCCGGAGUGCAAGGUGGUUCGGUGCCCCAAGCCCACGGUCGAGAGAGGAAGGAUGACUCCGCAGAUGUUCACCUUUCCCUACGGGGCGGCCGUGCGGUUCUCCUGUGACGAAGGCUUCGUGCUGCGCGGCGAUGCCGAGAGCCGGUGCCUGGCCGACGGCGCCUGGCACCCUGCCCUGCCCACCUGCCAGCCAGUUCUCUGUCCACAGCCACAGGUGGCUAACGGAAGGCUGAAAAGCACUUUGGAUGGCGAAAUGUGGUACCAAGCAAAUGCGACUGUUACUUUUGAAUGCCUUGACGGAUACCACUUUUUAGAUGAUGGAAGCAUGUCUCCAGAAGACUCUCGGACAGCCACAUGCUUGCCUGAUGGCAACUGGACGCCGUUGCCCGAGUGUAAGAAAGAAGAUGCUGCUAAUGUAUGCGAAGAGGUUCAUUAUAUUCAAGCAGCCUUUGAAUGCGAUGUGCCUAUGGCAGAAGUGAAAACUCUGCUGGAAAUACAGAAACUGUUUCUGGAGAUCAAAAAACUAAAGGUGGAACUAGAAAACUUGAACGUGCAAGUCCUGUAAUGCACCAUAACAAUCGCCUCUCCUUUGGUGAGCACACAGUUUGUGCAGUCAGUAUCUAUAAGGCGGCUCUUGGUGACUUUAUGGUUCAUGCUUGCAUGCAUAUAGCCAGAAAAAUAAUAAUCAAUGUAUGGGAGACUGCUUUCAUCAUGCUAGAGCAUAGAGGGGUUUUUGCUCUUUUCCUUAAAUCUGACAAGCUUGAUUUGACAUUGCACAGACCUGUUGUUUCACAUUUUAUUUCAGGACGUAUAGUAAGAAAAUAAACUGAGCUUCUCUGAGUCACUGCAUAAACCGUGCUAAGCUGAGAUAAGGGGAACUGAAGUCCACGGAAAUAAACUUCUAGCUGAGCUGAGUGUCCCGUGGUUCUCUCUGAAGGUGCUUCUGCUGUAACCUUCCGGCUGGUGGUUUGCGCACACGCCGCACCCUCUGCCCGUGCUGAACUCAGCCUUUCUUAGCACUGGCAUACUUCUUCUAUCUAGAAAUAGCAGUGAAGUAAGCAUUUAACUGUGUGAUUUCCUGUUAACCUGGCUCGUGAUUUCUAUUCAUCUAGCUAAGGGCAGUUACACAUAAGAAAUGCAUUUGUAAAGGCUUCUCUUCGCUUAUCCCUGGAUGUAAAACAGGCAACGGGUUUCUGGCCCAGCGCUGUACUUGACAGAUAUCUGGUGCUGGGUCAUCUUCCAUGUCCCUAUUUCUGGCAAGGAAAUGCUAAGAACAGAUGUUGUAAGUUUAAGUGUAGAGAAUCAGACAGCAAAGAUUGUUCUCACAACUGAAUAAACGAUGAUCAGUUUAUGUAGCUCUGUGAUGCAGCAACUACUGCUUCCCUUCAGGAUUACAAUAAAGACGCAGGUGUAA